Molecule: messenger RNA, 1657 nt
Organism: Corticium candelabrum
Lineage: Eukaryota; Metazoa; Porifera; Homoscleromorpha; Homosclerophorida; Plakinidae
Product: GDP-Man:Man(3)GlcNAc(2)-PP-Dol alpha-1,2-mannosyltransferase-like
Exons: 1
Coding region: 23-1492 (489 amino acids)
Biological process (GO): protein N-linked glycosylation
Cellular component (GO): endoplasmic reticulum membrane
Molecular function (GO): GDP-Man:Man(3)GlcNAc(2)-PP-Dol alpha-1,2-mannosyltransferase activity
Source: RefSeq, a predicted model, not a curated record
AUCUGCUCGAACGCGUGCAACGAUGUGGAUAUUGAAUUGGCUCUGUUGUCUUCUUAUAGUCUCUUGUGUAUUUGUAUUUGCUCCAGUAUUGUUGCUAGGAGUGUUCGCUAGGUAUGCUAUUAGGCGCAAGUCUGCCCGUCUCUUGCAAGAGUUGAAGAGUUCCGAGUCCGGGGAAUUUAGUAAGAGACGGCUGGUAGUCGGCUUCUUUCAUCCUUACUGCAAUGCCGGUGGAGGAGGAGAGCGCGUUCUUUGGUGUAUGUUGCGCGCCCUGCAGACGCGGUAUAGCUUUAUAAAGUGUGUUGUGUUCACUGGAGAUACAGACGCAAUGGAGAGUGACAUACUGAGUAGGGCCCGGAAGCAAUUCAAUGUCCAUUUGAAGGAUAAUGUUCAUUUUAUAUACCUCAAAAGGAGACGCUGGGUGGAAGCAACAAUGUGGCCUUAUUUAACUCUUCUUGGUCAGAGUUUUGGUUCUCUAGUACUUGGCCUGGAAGCACUCUGGUCACUUGCACCUGAUGUUUACAUUGAUACUAUGGGAUAUGCGUUCACGAUGCCGUUAUUCAAGCUGCUGGGUGGCUGCCGAGUUGGCUGCUAUGUGCAUUAUCCAACUGUGAGUACUGACAUGUUGAGUCAAGUGCAGCGAAGGCAGCCAGGAUACAAUAAUAAUAAAAUGAUUGCUCAGAGUGGAAUUCUUAGCUAUGCCAAGGUGUUGUAUUACAAGAUGUUUGCGUUCUUGUAUAUGCUGGCUGGUAAAUGCUCUGAUGUAAUACUGGUGAAUUCAAGUUGGACUCAUGAGCACAUUGUAUCAUUAUGGAAACGGUCUGAUGAGACUUUUGUUGUUUAUCCUCCAUGUGAUACAAAAUCAUUUUGUGAGAAUCCACUGUUCGAUUCACCAUCUGUCACAGGGUACUUUGACAUUGUUUCCGUAGCUCAAUUUCGUCCUGAGAAAGACCAUAAAAAACAGUUGGAAGCUUUCCACAAAUUUUAUAAAAAACUAUCAGGAAAAAUGAAAAAAACUGUUCGUCUAAUCCUUGUUGGAAGCUGUCGUGAUAAGGCGGACACUGAUCGUUUAGAUGAUCUCCGUCAAUUAGCUGAUGACUUGGGAAUUCACCCUGCAGUGUCAUUUAAAGAGAAUGUGUCGUUUGAUGACCUGAAGCAAAUCCUUUGUUCAGCUACUAUUGGUCUUCACACUAUGUGGAAUGAGCAUUUUGGUAUUGGUGUAGUUGAGUGUAUGGCUGCUGGUGCUAUUAUAUUGGCUCAUAACUCUGGAGGUCCAAAAUUGGAUAUUGUUAUAAAGUGGCAAGAGAAGCCCACUGGAUUCUUGGCACACGAUGCACAAAGCUAUGCAGAAAAAAUGAGACGUAUUUAUGACAUGAAACCUCAGGAAAGGUUGGAAAUGAAACAACGUGCAAGAGCAUCAGUUGAGCAUCGCUUUUCGGAAGAAACAUUUGAAGCAAGUGUAGUUAGACGGACUGAACGGUUAUUUGCCUGGUAACUUCGGGAUCAGGCAAUGCUAUGUUGUGUACUCUUCUUACUUUCCAAGGCAGUUGAUCUGUUUCCCUGGUCAUUUGUAUUAACAAAGUUUGAAUCCAAUGUGACGUAACUAACAACAUACACUAUAGUUUACUAUCUAUUUAUACAAGGAAUGAUAGAAUUUGAU